AUGAUGCAGUUCAUACCAGAUACUACACCUACAAUACUUGCUGACAAUAAUGAGCGUGCAAAGUUGAUAAAUGAAGAGUGGAGGAAUGAUGGUGUAAGAGUGGCAGAGAGCACAGUGCCGGAUGGUGCACUGGGCUGUUAUGCUACAAAGUCUUACUCGACAGGUGACCUGAUCAUCAAGGCCAGACCGUACUGCUGGGCAGUGGUGAAUAACGUGACCGAACAUAUAUGCGAUCGAUGCUUCAAGUUUGUGCCUGAACGCAAGCUGGACCGAUGCAGUAGUUGUGCGUUGGUGUACUACUGCUCGCGACAAUGCCAGGUCGACUCUUGGUCAGACUUGCACAAGCACGAAUGUCCACUCUUCCUCGAUAUGAACAAGAAAACAAAGCAUCCUCCACCUCGGGACAUGAUCAUGGUGGCGCGCAUGCUCAUCCGGACCAAACUACAACGCGACAACCUAAGCAAAGAUGACAAGACCAUCGUUGGAUCAUACCUUGUCUGUGAACAACUGAUACCAAAUACUGGCAAGAGAAGCUCGAAGGAAUAUGAAAUAGAUGUUGCCAUGUCCCGCGCGGCAACUGCACUACUCACCAAAGCGACAAUCCCAACAGUGGACAUUGAGAAGAGCAAGAUUGUCCUUGAUUACUUGUCCAAAUCAUCACGUAAUGCAUUCCAAGUCGGUGGAGGACGCAUGGAGAAGGGUGUAGCAAUGUAUCCAUUCAUCUCUCUAUUGAACCAUUCUUGUCAACCCAAUGCAGUCCAAUUGUUCUGUGGUAGUAUAUGCGAGGUUAGAGCGCUGCGACCCAUUAAGCAAGGCGAGGAAAUACUCAUUUGUUAUUGUACUCAAGAACAAUCACAUGAAGAAAGACGUGAGGUCCUAAAGGACUACUUCUUCUUUGAUUGUGCAUGUCCCAAGUGCAUGGACGUCAUCAACAACAAUCGUUUGGACAUGUACUUCAAGUGCAAUGCGUGUCCAGAGGGACGUGUCGACGUCACAAUCAAAGAUGGCACAUCCAGAGCAUACUGUUUGUCUUGUAACAAGCAAUACAACAAUGCCCAGCUAAAGAAAUACCAGGACAUGGAGAAUAUGGCCAAGGACUAUCUUAAACGAACCAAAGACGUCCCAUUUGGCAAGGAAAUGGUUAAGUUUAUAAAGGAGUUGGCACCAAUGUUGGCAUAUCUUCAUCCUGGACACAAUGUAUACCAACAAAUCAUUGCACUGUUGCAACCAAACAUUACAGAUGGAGUUGGACCCGAUGACAACCUGGCAAUAUAUCGCCAGAAUCCAUUCUUUGUCCAAGUAUUGAUUUACACCAUACAAUACUAUAUUUAUCACCUUGGUAUUGAUCACCCUGUUACCUCGGACUUCUGCUUCACACUCGGUGGAUACCUAAAUGUAAUUGGACAACAAGACCAAGGAGAAGAGAUGAUGUACAAUGCCAGACCCAACCUUGUUCGAUUCAACUUCCACCAGAAUUAA
Acytostelium subglobosum LB1 is the source of this 1479-nucleotide messenger RNA. RefSeq lists its product as hypothetical. NCBI's taxonomy places the organism in Eukaryota, Evosea, Eumycetozoa, Acytosteliales, Acytosteliaceae. The coding region runs from base 1 to 1479 and encodes 492 amino acids. Gene Ontology annotation, cellular component: nucleus. The transcript has 5 exons. The record is from RefSeq and is a predicted model, not a curated record. Gene Ontology annotation, molecular function: protein binding.